UGCCGCCGAAUCCACGCCCUCCAUGAACCACCUGUCUGUCCCUCCGAGCUCCCAUAAAACGGCAGCCUGAACUCGACCCGGUCCGCAUCAUCUCACUCGAGUUGUCGGCUCGCACCUCACCCGUUCACGCAGCGCCAUGGCAUCUCCGACCGGCAGAGAGUCACCGCAGGAGCUGGCCGCCAUGAACGAUUUUCGCACCAGCAUCUGGUCUGUCUUUCAGCCUCUGUACGAGGACAAAUGGGACCAAGCCAGGUGGGAUGCCGCCGUAGCGCGUUUCAGGGCAGCGCACGACCCUGCGGUCGUGGAUCGCUUCAUGAAAAAGGCACGGCUGCCAACAUGGGAAGCCCUUGAGGAGCAGAUGAAAAAGGGCCCACCAGCGUUCCUGCGCCCUGGAUGGCGAAGCCCCCUCCUCGGCAAGAGGGUGGACCUGUCGUGGCUCGAUUCGGACGCAUUUGAGUGCGUACGACCGAGCAAGGACGGGUGGAGAAGCAAGAAGGUUGUCGUGAUCGAAUUCUGGGCGUCGUGGUGCCGGCCUUGUCAUGUGGUCUGCGACAUUCUCUCCAGAAUUAGUGCGACCAAACCGGACGCCAAGGUCAUCACCUUCAAUCACGAAGGCAUCUUCAACAAAACGGAAAUCGACCGGUCCAUUGUCCAGAACUUCAUCGAUGGCCGCGGCGACAUGAACUACCCGAUAUACAUUGACUCGCAUCGUGUCGCUGUGCAAGGGUUGUUCGAGCCUGGGCAGAACCUAUCGAUCCCACUAGCAUUCAUCAUCACCACUAAAGACCAAGUCGUACAUUGGGUCGGUAACCCGGAGGAGAUGGCCGCUCCGCUUGAAAAGGCCUUGAGGUCUCCGUGAACUCCGUAGGCUCGUUUCGGAGUGCAUCCACAUGCUACUCGUCUACGCGACGUCUGGCACAUAAAAUUUGCCCGUUUUAGAUAUUUGUAUGAAGUAGCUUGCUUUGUAGCUCUGUGUAUCUGCUUGUCGUUGUUCGCGAUUCUAUUCAUGUUCUGUGCUCGAUCAGACUCGAGUCGCGUCACCUGGCCCUAAUGCGUA
Rhodofomes roseus is the source of this 1057-nucleotide messenger RNA. RefSeq lists its product as uncharacterized. The transcript is spliced from 7 exons. The record is from RefSeq and is a predicted model, not a curated record. Bases 137 to 859 code for a protein of 240 amino acids. NCBI's taxonomy places the organism in Eukaryota, Fungi, Basidiomycota, Agaricomycetes, Polyporales, Fomitopsidaceae.